Molecule: messenger RNA, 1102 nt
Organism: Homo sapiens (human)
Lineage: Eukaryota; Metazoa; Chordata; Mammalia; Primates; Hominidae
Product: translation initiation factor IF-2-like
Exons: 7
Coding region: 89-1102 (337 amino acids)
Source: RefSeq, a predicted model, not a curated record
AGUGGCUCACCCUCAGUCAACAGGCCAGACUCAAGGGGUUCCUGGCAAGUCAUUUCUCCCUCAGGCCUUCGGUUUCCUCACCUACAAGAUGAGAGGGCUGGACCAGAUGGCAAUUCGGGAGGGUCCGUAUCUCCUGCUGGGUGAGGUCCUUGGACACAGCGCACUUGGUGCGCAGCCCGCGCAGGCUGCCAAUGGAGAUGCCGAUGAGCUUCUGGAGCUGCCCGCACUGCUGCAGCGCCCGGCUGGCCGCGGCCCCUGUGCCUCCCUACGCGAUAGCCGCGUCACCCCCGCCACUGCCCUCCUUCUUCUCUCCCAUUGCAGCCGAGCGCAGCGCCGCUCUAUGCGGGCUGCAGCAGCCCAGGAGCGGAGCCCUGGGCGCCGGCGUCUAGGCAAGGAACCCCUGAUUCGGGAGAGCUGGACCAGGAGCGCCCCUUGGCGCUGCCUUAGUCAGGACGCCGGUAGAGCUGGCAGCCAAGUCUGCGGAUCCAGCCCUCAGACCCGCGGCGGUGGGGGCAAAAAACUGCAGCGGCAAAAAGCUACGGUGAUGGGCGCAAAAAGCCGUAAAAAGCCGCAGCAUUGGGGGCAAAAAGCCGCGACGGCGGGGGCAAAAAGCCCGGGCGGUGGGGGCAAGAAGCCGGGGCAGGAAAAACCUGCGGCGACAGGGGAAAAAACUCGCGCCGCAAAAAGCCGGGGCGGCGGGGGCAAGAAGCCGCGGCGGGAAAAACCUGCGGCGGCGGGGGCGAAAAAUCCCCAAAAAGCCGCGGCAGCAGGGGCUAAAUUCCGCGAGGCCGGGGGCAGAAAGCCGCGGUGGCGGGGGCAGAAAGCAACGGAGGCGGGGGCAAAAAGUCGAGGCGGCGGAGGCAUAAAGCCGCAAAAACCCGCAGCAGCGGGGGCAAAAAUCCAUGGCGGCAAAAAGCCGCGUCGGCGGGGGCAAAGUAGUGGAAAUGGGGUAGAAGGCCAGAACAGCUUGGCAUUCCUGGAGUGUGAUGUGGAAGGAAAAGUGCAGAGGAAGACAAACAAAGAUAAUCCGAGAAGGGAAAGCAGCAGAUGCACUGGUUCCCAGGUUCUUGGCAUCCUACAGAGAGAAACUUGUUUGAGCUAG